This is a messenger RNA of Arabis nemorensis, 705 nucleotides long. Lineage: Eukaryota; Viridiplantae; Streptophyta; Magnoliopsida; Brassicales; Brassicaceae. The record is from the annotation of a GenBank genome assembly.
AUGCAAGGCUAUGGAGGAAACUUGAGUAAAGCGUAUCUGAAAGCUAAUAUGUUUGCCGGAGAGUCCAUUAGCAACAUUCGAACCGUCGCCUUUUGUGCCGAGGAUAAGGUUCUAGAUCUUUAUUCCAAAGAGCUUUUAGAACCUUCCAAACGUUCUUUCAGGCGUGAACAAAUUGCAGGGAUUUUGUACGGUGUUUCGCAGUACGGAUCGAUUUUGAUGGGGAAAGGAUUGUCAAGUUUCGAAUCAGUGAUGAAAACAUUCAUGGUUUUGAUUGUAACGGCAUUAGUGAUGGGUGAAGUGUUGGCUCUAGCCCCUGAUCUUCUUAAAGAAAACCAGAUGGUUGCAUCGGUUUUCGAGCUCUUGGACCGAAGAACUCAGGUCAUCGGGGAUACCGGUGAGGAGCUGAGUACUGUAGAAGGGAAAAUUGAGUUCAAAGGUGUCCAUUUCAGCUAUCCUUCACGCCCCUAUGUGUCUAUUUUCCGCGAUUUCGACAUGAAAAUUCCUUCCGGAAAAAGCAUGGCCCUCUGUGGGACAAAGCGGGUCUGGGAAAAGUUCGGUCCUUUCGCUCAUUCUCCGAUUCUACGACCCUACAACCGGGGAAAUCAUGAUAGACGGUGCGUGCUAGCUCUUGACUUAAUUUCUUCAAUCACAAGAAACUCUGAUCAGGUUUCUUGCACCACAAGAAAUUUGUUAUUUAUUGAGUAA